Dentiscutata erythropus is the source of this 723-nucleotide messenger RNA. The record is from the annotation of a GenBank genome assembly. Lineage: Eukaryota; Fungi; Glomeromycota; Glomeromycetes; Diversisporales; Gigasporaceae.
AUGCUUGUUAGUUGUAGCGAGAUAUUAAGUAAUAAGGAUGAUACAGAAGAUUUAGCUUUUUCAUCAACAAGUAUUCAAAAAAAUACAACCAAGGCACAUCCUCUAGUAAAAUGUAAAUAUUGCCCUAAAAAAUAUAGACAUGGACUUGCAACUCCAUUUGAAGCCAACAGUUUAACAAUUUCAACAACAUAUUCUCAAUUUAAUACAAUUUUAACUGAAGUUCAAAAGCAAAAAAAUAAUAACAAAUCUGCUUGUUUAUCAACAUUUGCAAACUUUAUUUCUUUAAAGUAUCCUAGUAAAGAUGCAACAAGAAUAUUUGCAGAAUUAUCAAAAUUUUAUAACAAACAAACGCUAUAUAAUAAUAAGCUUAUUUGGAAUUCAGCUGCUUAUAUUGAUCUUUCAACUUGGUGGUCUUUAUCAGAACUUCAAAAACUUGCAAUUCGUAUUUUAUCAAUUCCAACUUCAUCUGCUUUUGCAGAAUGUAAUUAUUCUAAUUUUGGAUUUAUUUAUUCAAAACUUAGAAAUCAUUUAAAAAAUAACCAGGUAAAAAAAUUAGUCUAUAUUUAUAGUAACUUGAGAAUGUAUUAUACAACAAUAGAACAAAUUAUUAAAAGUAAUGAAAAUAAAAAUAUCGAUUUAGUUUUAAAUAAUGAAAUUGAAAAUUAUAAAAAUAUUGAAAAUGUAUUAACAGAUUUGAAUUUAAAUAAUGAUAUGAUUAUUUAA